This is a messenger RNA of Anarrhichthys ocellatus (wolf-eel), 7081 nucleotides long. It is a transcript of the gene col4a5, whose product is annotated as collagen, type IV, alpha 5 (Alport syndrome). Gene Ontology annotation, biological process: extracellular matrix organization. NCBI's taxonomy places the organism in Eukaryota, Metazoa, Chordata, Actinopteri, Perciformes, Anarhichadidae. The record is from RefSeq and is a predicted model, not a curated record. Bases 233 to 5299 code for a protein of 1688 amino acids. Gene Ontology annotation, molecular function: extracellular matrix structural constituent conferring tensile strength. Gene Ontology annotation, cellular component: collagen trimer. The transcript is spliced from 51 exons.
GGGACUGCAGAGGCGCACGGUGCCAGAGCCAGGACCACUGGGAGCCUCUGCAAGCGCAACAACAGCCGACACGCCGAGAAGAAGUGCCCUUUUUCUUAUUACUUCUAUUUCUCUGAAGAACAAGUGUGCAGGGGGGGAGACAGAGAGAGACGCAGGGCUAUGACACGCGAGUAGAGAGUAGAGUUUGUGAGUGUUAACGCAGACGGAUCCUUGUUGUAUUCACCCCACCAAGAUGAAUAAAGACCUGAAGAGCCUGCGACGGCUCGCCGAGCCUCUGCUCCUCCUCGCCCUGUGCGUCGCGGUGCAGCGAUCCGACUCUGCGGCCUGCCAUGGCUGCGUGGGAUCUAAAUGUGACUGCAGCGGAGUAAAAGGAACCAAGGGUGAGCGUGGUUUCCCAGGUCUCACCGGACAGCCAGGAGUCCCAGGAUUCCCCGGACCUGAGGGGCCGAUCGGCGGCAGAGGAGAGAAGGGUAGUGAUGGAACUUCAGGACAAUAUGGUCCAAAAGGAAUCAGAGGGCCGUCUGGAUUGCCAGGAUUCCCAGGAACACCAGGACUUCCUGGUCUGCCCGGGCAGGACGGACCUUCAGGCCCGAGAGGAGUGCCAGGUUGCAAUGGGACAAAGGGUGACAUAGGUUUCCCAGGAAAUUCAGGAAUUCCCGGACAGCAAGGGCGAUCGGGUCCACCUGGUCUGCCAGGACAAAAGGGUGACCCAGGUGACGUGAUCUCCACCAAUCGCUUUGGAGAGAAAGGAGCAGUGGGAUUGCCCGGAUUACCAGGAAUUCCUGGAACUUCCGGACCCGGCGGUUUGCAGGGUCCACUUGGUCCUCCAGGACCCAGGGGCUACGAGGGUCGUCCAGGUCCUCCAGGUAGUCCCGGACCAAAGGGAAACAUGGGAUUGAACUUCCAAGGGCCCAAAGGAGAGAAGGGUGAAAUAGGUCUGGCAGGACCUCCUGGUCCUCCAGGGCAAGUUGGAGAACAGAAGAGACCACCUGAGACGGAGAUUCAGAGAGGAGACAAGGGUGACCCAGGUUUUACUGGUCUCCCGGGUGAACAAGGAUAUCCAGGCCCCCCUGGUCCCUCAGGUGGCCAGAAAGGAGACAAGGGAGAACUAGGUGAAGCAGGAAAACGAGGCAAACCAGGCAAAGAUGGAGACCCCGGUUCUUCAGGCUUCCCCGGAUCCAAAGGAGAGUCAGGCCUGCCAGGUCCUGCAGGCAGAGAUGGAGAGAGAGGACUAAAAGGUGAUCGUGGAUACCCAGGCCCACCAGGGGUGGUGCUCGGUCCUUCGUCGGGAGGUCUGGUCGGCCCUAGAGGUGACAGAGGCUACCCCGGAUCACCUGGAAUGAAAGGAGACAGAGGACCAUCAGGUUUAUCAGGACCUCCAGGUGCACCAGGACUUCCAGCUACCGGUGGUGGCGGUCAGUCCGGAUCUCCAGGCUUCCCAGGAGAGAGAGGGCAGAAGGGAGACUUCGGCCCCCCAGGGCUGUCUUUGCCAGGUCAGCCGGGACGUGAGGGCUCUCCUGGUUCCCAGGGCCAACCGGGGCUCCCCGGACCUCCAGGCUUUUCCACGUCAAGACAAAACUGCGUCACUGGAGAGCCCGGGCGUCCCGGCCUGCAGGGAGAGAGAGGCUUCUCAGGAGGGUCUGGCCAGAAAGGUGAAAAGGGCAACACCUGUGUGAACUGCUUCGGCGAUACCACCGGCAUCCCCGGACCACCAGGACCUGCAGGACAGCCCGGAUUCCCUGGAUCUCCUGGCAUCAAUGGUAUCAAAGGAGACCGAGGAUAUCCAGGAACACCUGGUGCCGUUGGACCCCCUGGUUCCUCCGGUCCUCAAGGUUCUCCAGGAUUCCCUGGAGAGAAGGGAGACCCAGGCGAUGCCAUCUCAGUCAGCGGCGUGAGGGGAGAGAAGGGCGACAGCGGUUUCCCCGGAUCACCCGGUCUUCCCGGUCUGGACGGUCGACCCGGUCGCGACGGUCAGCCAGGAAGUCCCGGAGCCAAAGGAACACCCGGCUCUCUGCUGGUGAAAGGAGAACGAGGAACCCCCGGUGAGCCAGGCUCCCCAGGUAUACCGGGAGACAGGGGUCCUCCAGGAGGCCCUGGUUUUGGACCUCAGGGAUCCUCAGGAGAGAAAGGCGUCCAGGGCGUCUCAGGAAGACCCGGAGGUCCCGGUGCACCCGGUGGGAAAGGAGAACCGGGCCUGGCGGUGGCUGAGAAAGGCUUACCAGGAACCCGAGGACUGGACGGCUCACCAGGACUGCCCGGCUUACCAGGUAGCCCGGGUCAGCCCGGACAGAAUGGUUUCCCUGGUUUACCAGGAAUGAAGGGGGAUCCUGGACUCCCCGGCAUCGGACUCCCAGGACCCCCAGGAGUCAAAGGAUUCCCAGGUAUCAACGGCCAGCCAGGAUCUCCUGCAGGACCAGGUAGACCGGGAGUCGAUGGACUCCCUGGCCAGCCUGGAUUUCCUGGAUCCAAGGGUGAGCCUGGCUUUGGCCUUCCUGGCCCUCCAGGUUUACCAGGAGUACAUGGAUCUAAAGGUUUCUUUGGACCAAAAGGAGACUCUGGCUUCCCUGGCAGCCCCGGUUCACCUGGACGAUCUGGAUUUGAUGGAUCUCCGGGAUCUAAAGGUGAUUCCGGUACACCUGGUAUACCCGGAGCUCGUGGCCCACCUGGAUCCGCUUCCAGCGGCUCACUGGGGCAGCCAGGACCACCUGGACCCCCUGGCCCAAUGGGACCACCAGGAUUUCCCGGAUCAAACGGAGGGAAGGGAGACCCCGGCCCUCCAGGUCUAGACAUCCCAGGUCUGCCAGGAGACAGAGGAAGUCCCGGUUUCCCAGGUUCCCCUGGAUCAGCCGGAGCGCCAGGAUCUCUUGGAGGACCUGGACGGGAUGGCCUGCCUGGACUGCCAGGUCAGAAAGGAGACACGGGUUCCAUGGGAUCCCCAGGACCUCCUGGAGGACCAGGAGGCCCAGGAGGGCCCGGCGCUUCUGGACUCAAAGGUGAACUUGGAUUCCCGGGCAGAGACGGCAAUCCUGGCGGUCCCGGUUUCAAAGGAGACAAAGGUGAGUCUGGCCUCCAGGGACCCCCAGGAAGCAGCCAGCCAUCAUCGGUUACAAAAGGAACCAAAGGAGAACCUGGACUACCAGGUGGACCAGGUUUUUCAGGUCAGAAAGGCAUCCCUGGUCUCUCCGGUGACCCCGGGCUGUCAGGAUCUGAUGGACGUCCUGGACUUCCUGGACCACCAGGUCCCAAGGGAGAUCCUGGCAGUUCAGGAGGCCCAGGUAGUCCUGGAGGUCCAGGAUCAAAAGGCGGCAUGGGAGAAAUGGGUUUCCCAGGACCAUCAGGGCAGAAGGGUCUACCAGGUCAGUCAGGUAGGUCUGGAUCCCCAGGACAGCCAGGAGGACCUGGUUUCCCUGGAGCCAAAGGUGAACCAGGCUCUGCUGGAAUCGGACCACCUGGACUAUCUGGACAUAAGGGUGAACCAGGUCAGCCAGGGUUCCCAGGAAGUUCAGGACUUAAAGGAACACCAGGAUCACCCGGUCUCCCAGGUAUACCAGGAGGCCCAGGUCCCAAAGGUGACCUCGGACUCCCAGGAUUCCAAGGUUCUCCGGGUAACCCUGGUCCGAAGGGUCUCGACGGUGGGCCCGGUGGCCCAGGUCUCACUGGAGCUCCCGGUAGACCAGGAGAAUCUGGCCGACCAGGAGGACCAGGGUUUCCAGGAGACAAGGGCCAGGCAGGUCGGGACGGGAUCCCAGGACCGGCUGGAAUCAAAGGAGACCCAGGGCUUCCUGGUUAUGGUGGACCCGGUGCUUCAGGUCUUCCAGGGUUGCCAGGUUCAAAGGGAGACCCAGGUCUUCCCGGCCCAUCUGGCAACCCCGGUUUCCCAGGAUCCAAAGGAGAGGCUGGUUACCCCGGAUCUCCUGGUCCUUCAGGCAACCCCGGUCCUGCUGGGCCUCCAGGACAGGUGCUGCAGGGUCCCAAAGGACUCCAAGGACCCCCUGGGCCACCAGGAAGAGGAGGUCCCUCAGGUCCUCCAGGUUCACCUGGCCCACAGGGUCCCCGUGGGCCCGCAGGAAGCGGCGGCGUUAAGGGAGAGAAGGGGAUCCCCGGGGCUCCUGGACAGCCGGGCUUCGGGGGACAGAAGGGAGACAGUGGCGUUCCCGGAUUCUCAGGUCCCUCUGGUCUUCCCGGUAGUCCUGGUCUGAAGGGAGAUAUCGGUCUGCCUGGCGUUCCUGGAUUCCCUGGACCAAAGGGAGACUCGGGAAUCCCCGGUGGCAGUGGUCUUCCUGGAGAUCCUGGAGAUCUCGGACCCACUGGCCCUCCUGGUGACCCCGGCGUGGCUCAACCCAUCACUUCGGUGAAGGGAGAUCGAGGACUCCCUGGUCCUCAGGGCCUGCCCGGUGGUCGAGGACUUCCUGGUUCCUCUGGGCGAGACGGACUUCCAGGUCAGCCUGGUGGUCCCGGGGACCCUGGUCUGGAGGGUCCUCCAGGAUUCAGCGGCCCACCCGGCAGGAAGGGAGAUAACGGACCCGCCGGUCAGCCUGGUCAGCGUGGCUACUCUGGUCCCCCUGGUUCAGACGGUCCACAGGGAGUUCCCGGUCCUCCAGGAUCGGUCUCUGCGGCCCACGGCUUCCUCAUCACCCGACACAGCCAGGGUCAGGAGGUGCCCUACUGUCCCGACGGAACUGGCCUCAUCUACGACGGCUACUCCCUGCUGUACGUGCAGGGCAACGAGAGGGCACACGGACAGGACCUCGGCUCGGCCGGCAGCUGUCUGCGCAGGUUCAGCACCAUGCCCUUCAUGUUCUGCAACAUCAACAACGUCUGCAACUUUGCCUCCCGCAACGACUACUCCUACUGGCUGUCCACGCCUGAGCCCAUGCCCAUGUCCAUGGCCCCCAUCACCGGAGAGGGCAUCAAGCCUUACAUCAGCAGGUGUGCAGUGUGUGAAGCUCCAGCCAUGGUGAUCGCAGUCCACAGUCAGACCAUCCAGAUUCCCACUUGCCCGUCAAAUUGGGAAGCUCUGUGGAUCGGAUACUCCUUCAUGAUGCACACCAGUGCGGGUGCGGAGGGCUCCGGUCAGGCCCUGGCCUCCCCCGGCUCCUGCCUGGAGGAGUUCCGCAGCGCACCCUUCAUCGAGUGCCACGGCAGAGGGACGUGCAACUACUACGGCAACUCCUACAGCUUCUGGCUGGCCACCGUAGAACCAUCCGAGAUGUUCAGGAAGCCCCAGUCGGAGACUCUCAAGGCGGGUAACCUACGGACGCGUGUCAGCCGCUGCGUGGUCUGCAUGAAGAGGACGUAACGGCACACAGCAACAUGCAAAACCCACCGCUGCCGGGGACGCACGAUCAAUAACACGAGAUGAUUGGUUGACGGGGGACAAGUCGGGGGGGGGGGAGGGAGACGGACGAAGAGGUGGAACUCCAAUGGUGCAUUGUCUUCCGGAUACAAAACAUCUUACAACUUUAAACAAUGGUGCUACUGUGCAACACAGCUUAAAAAAAAAGAAAAUUUAAAAAAGAAAGACGUAAAUAAAUCUUACAUUUAUUCUUUGUUUCUCUUAAGAAGUACCUCAAAAUGAAAGCAGACAAAUAUCCACUUAAAGGUGCCAUGAUGAGUGUGACAACAAAAAGUGCAUUUUUUUCAUCCUUCUCCCUUCUUUCUCAUCGUUUCCUUUCUCUUCUUAAAAAAAACAAAAAACAAUCACUUUUGAAAAUGUGAUUCUGAACCAUUUCUAGGCAGAAGUGCUCUUUUCUUUUUUUGUUUUGUUUUUGGCCUUAUUGAUGAGGAGUGGAUUACCAAAUCGGCACUUUGACUUCGGAACAUCCAAGAUGAGAGAUGCACUGACGAUGAGCUUUUCCUUAGUGAGACUGACUUUUUUUUUAUUACUAGCUCUUCAUUCACAUGCUCUUUCUCUCUCUUUCUCCGUCAUUUUUCCUGUCGUUUAACGUUACAUUUGGUGGUACUAACCCUGCUGUAGCCCCGCCUCCUAACCAUCAGCCUGAACACCUUCUCCCUCUUUAUCUUUUUUUUUUUUUGUAAGUAAUAAAAUGUGUAUAUUGUGUAAAACACCUUUCUCUUCUUAGUGUAGAAGGUCCUGAAUCGCUACCAGCUGUUUGUUAUAAGACAAACUUUCCAGGUUCUUUUUCGCUCACACACACUCACGCGUUCACACACAGAUACACACAUUUACAUCAAUGCUCACUGACACACAUCCACCCAGAUAUUGUACAAAGUAAGGCUUUUAUGAAUGAAACAGUAUUUUAUAUAUAAUAAAUAUAUAUUUGAAAAAAAAAGAGGAUAAAAAGGUAUAUGAACUUUAUUCGGCUGCAUGGAGAUUGUUCGCCGUUUUCAAACGCAAAGGUCGGGCAUUUCACCGAAUUAUAAAGCCAACUACUGAGCGUAGAUGGAGCCGUUUUCCCUAAAACACAACAGUCUUGUAUUAUACCAACGAUGCCAAUCGCUUCAACCUUUUGUACUAAAUUUGUAGAAUGUUGAACUGAAAUAAAGGGGAUUUGCUUUGUAGGUAGUGUGAUGAUUGGGGAACGUUACAGAUAUUUGUGCAAAAAAAACAAAACAGAUUUGGAUUAAAUCUUGGCUCCUUAAUUAGAGAAGCUCCAUUUGUUUUGUGUUUUUUUUAAGACAUUUCCAGGUGCUGGGCUUUGCUUGUAAAAAGAAGGCCUGAGGGUUUUUUGGGCCCGUCUUACACCCGAAACCUUCAAAUCACCUUUCGCUGGCUUGAAUAUGUAUCCAGAAUGGGUUAAAGUGCUCACACGCCACCCUGUUGAAACGUAGAGGAGAGUGUCUGGCCUUUUACAUCAGCUUCUCUCACAUAAGGUGUUCAGACUCCUGAUGUACUGAAAAUCUACAACAGAUGUUUUUGGGGGAGGGGGGGGGAGACAUUCUGUGAUUUUAUUGUUAUUUUUAUUUUUGCAAAAACUGCUUUUAUUAAUUCUAAUUAUGUCAACCUGGGGUGCGAUUAAAAAUGUGUAUUUGUUUUCUUUUUUUUGUGUUUAUUUUACAUGUUAUGUUAUCCAGAAGUUGUUAUAAACUUUUAAGACUGAAAUAAAUACUAUGUCCAAAG